CUCUGACACAAUCAUUUUCCUUCCCCAUUUCCCGGAAUCCAAACACCCACACCCCUACACAGAAAAAUGGUUUCUAUAGACAGUGUUCAAACAUCGCCACCUUCUUCAUCCAUAGAACCAAAUUCCAGUCCUCGGAUAUCCUUCUCUUCUGAGUUUCUUGAUGAAAGCAACUUCAUUUCCAUAACCCCUCAUUCCCAGAUAGAGAGGGAUCAAGAAAUUUGUGAGAGGCAGAAGAAGGAGAGAUCAGAGAGGCUGGCAAGGAGUGCUGAUUUUGAGUUUCUUUCUAAUCAAGUAAGCAGCCACUCUAUGCUUACGGCAGACGAGCUUUUCUUUGAAGGGAAGCUUCUUCCCUUUUGGCAAAUGCAGCAAGCAGAGAGACUCAACAAGAUCAGCCUCAAAUCUCCAAAAGAUGUAGAUGAAGAAGACUUGGUGGAGAUAGAGGUAAACAAGGAGGCGGAGAACAAGGUGAAUUGGUUCCUUGACGACGACCCAUCUCCGAGGCCCCCAAAAUGCACUGUUCUGUGGAAAGAAUUGUUGAGGUUGAAGAAGCAACGCACUUCAUCUGCGCUGUCGCCGUCUUCUUCUUCGUCCUCGUCGUCUUCUUCUUCCAGGUCCAUGGCGGAUGCAGCCACAUCUGAGGAAGGGACAACAGGAAACAAAGAGAAGAACAUAAAGAGGAUAAAGAAGGGUUUGGAAAGGACAAGAUCAGCAAGUAUAAGAAUAAGGCCUAUGAUUAAUGUGCCAAUCUGCACACAGGUGAAGAGCAGUGUUUUGCCACCCUUGUUCCCACUUAAGAAAGGAAGAUUUGAUAGAUGAGAAAGAAGAUGAAAUUAGCUAAAAGUCAGCAGCUCAAGAUCUCAUCAAGUCUAGUCCAACAUGUUAAUCUCCCUCUCUCCCUCCCCUUCUCUCUGUCUCUAUCAUUUCUUGACAAAAUUUCAUCUUUCAUUUUGAGUGUAUGGAUUAAUGUUGAUUAUGGCGGUGGAUCUAAUAAUCUACGAUUGUAAAUGCUGACCUCUAGUUUUUGGUUGUUGCUAUUCCUUGAUUAAUCACAUUAUGCUUUUUUGCUUCCACA
Cucurbita moschata (crookneck pumpkin) is the source of this 1072-nucleotide messenger RNA. RefSeq lists its product as uncharacterized. The transcript has a single exon. NCBI's taxonomy places the organism in Eukaryota, Viridiplantae, Streptophyta, Magnoliopsida, Cucurbitales, Cucurbitaceae. The record is from RefSeq and is a predicted model, not a curated record. The coding region runs from base 67 to 816 and encodes 249 amino acids.